Messenger RNA from Caenorhabditis briggsae, 948 nucleotides. Bases 1 to 948 code for a protein of 315 amino acids. Gene Ontology annotation, cellular component: cytosol; mitochondrion. The record is from RefSeq and is a predicted model, not a curated record. Gene Ontology annotation, biological process: dTMP biosynthetic process. Gene Ontology annotation, molecular function: thymidylate synthase activity. NCBI's taxonomy places the organism in Eukaryota, Metazoa, Nematoda, Chromadorea, Rhabditida, Rhabditidae. The transcript has 3 exons.
AUGAAUAAAGAAAAUAUUGUUCCUGAAACCAUCGAACUUCCUAGCCAGGAAAAAUCUGGAAAGGAAAUCGCGCAACAUGUGAAUCAAGACGAAUUCAAAUACUUGAAGCAAGUUGAGCAAAUUUUGCAAGAAGGCUCUCGUCGAGACGAUCGUACCGGAACGGGAACCAUCUCGAUUUUUGGAAUGCAAUCGAAGUAUAGUUUGAGAAAUGACACAAUCCCACUGCUGACAACGAAACGAGUCUACUGGAAAGGUGUUCUUGAAGAGCUUCUCUGGUUCAUUUCUGGGUCCACCGAUGGAAAAUUAUUGAUGGCGAAAAAUGUCAAGAUUUGGGAGAAGAACGGUGAUCGUGCGUUCCUUGACAAUUUGGGAUUCACGUCUCGCGAAGAAGGAGAUCUCGGACCGGUUUACGGAUUCCAAUGGAGACAUUUCGGAGCUAAAUACGUGGAUUGUCAUACGGAUUACACUGGACAAGGUAUUGAUCAGCUAGCUGAAGUCAUUCGACAAAUCAAGGAAGAACCGGACAGCAGAAGAAUCAUUUUGUCGGCGUGGAAUCCAUCGGAACUCGGGCAGAUGGUUCUACCACCAUGUCAUACAAUGUGCCAGUUCUACGUGGAUAACGGAGAGUUGUCUUGUCAGCUAUAUCAGCGAAGUGGAGACAUGGGCCUCGGAGUGCCGUUCAACCUUGCCAGCUAUGGUCUUCUGACCCAUAUGAUUGCUAAGGUGUGUGGAUUGAAAGCUGGAACUCUUGUGCACACUCUCGGCGACGCCCAUGUCUACUCGAAUCAUGUGGAUGCAUUGAAGACUCAAAUGGAACGAGAACCGUAUGCAUUCCCGAAAAUUCGAUUCACACGAGACGUCAGCUCGAUCGACGAUUUCACUUCUGACAUGAUUGUUCUCGAGGACUACAAGUGCCACGGAAAGAUUGUCAUGGAUAUGGCUGUUUAA